GAGCAGCACAGGGGAGCCGAGCAGGGACGCAGCCCGAGAUCCCGAGGCGCCCGCCAUGGACCCCAAGGACCGAAAGAAGAUCCAGUUCUCGGUGCCCGCACCCCCGAGCCAACUCGACCCCCGCCAGGUGGAGAUGAUCCGGCGCAGGAGACCAACCCCUGCCAUGCUGUUCCGGCUCUCAGAGCACUCCUCACCAGAGGAGGAGGCCUCCCCCCACCAGAGAGCCUCAGGAGAGGGGCACCACCUCAAGUCAAAGAGACCCAAUCCCUGUGCCUACACACCCCCCUCGCUGAAAGCCGUGCAGCGCAUUGCUGAGUCCCACCUGCAGACCAUCAGCAACUUGAGUGAGAACCAGGCCUCGGAGGAGGAGGAUGAGCUGGGAGAGCUGCGGGAGCUGGGUUACCCAAGAGAGGAGGAUGAGGAUGAGGAGGAGGAUGAGGACGAGGAGGAAGAAGAAGACAGCCAGGCUGAAGUCCUAAAGAGCAUCAGGGGGUCUGCUGGGCAGAAGAUAAGCUAUGGCCAGGGUCUGGAGGGGCCCUGGGAACGCCCGCCCCCUCUGGAUGAGCCUCAGAGAGAUGGAACCUCUGAGGACCAACUGGAAGACGCAGCACUAAAUGAGCCAGGGGAGGAGCCUCAGCGCCCCAGCCCUCCUGAGCCUGGCACUUAAGUUCCCAAUCAUGCCUCUCCCCAGAGGAAGUGGAGGGGGCACCGCUCUUCCCUAGAAGCCCACUCUGCCCUCAUCCUGUUUUGUACCCUUCCCCUCACCUGCUAGGGCUGCGGCUUCUAAGUUCUAGAAGACUAAGGCUGGUCUGUGUUUGCUUGUUUGCCCGCCCUUGGCUGAUGCCCAGAGUCUCUGAUGCCUAUCCCUGCCAGUUGUUCCUCCAUUCACCCAGUGGGAGGUGGGAUAUGAGCAAGCCCACGCUGGAAAAAUCAGAAACCCAAAACAAGGAUUGCCCCUUUAUAAUUCCACUCCUCAGAUCCUCUCCCCUGGGCACAGGAGACCCACAGGGCAGGACCCUAAGAUCUGGGGAAAGGAGGUACUGAGAACCUGCAGGUGCCCUUAGAUCUUUCUCCAUCCCCUCUUCUUUGGAAAACUCCAAGUCACUACCCCUUUCACUGGCUUCUACCAGGACCCAGGACAAGACUUUUUUCUCCACAGCCUCCACGUUUUGGAACUCAUCCCUUUAUCACCCCUGCUCCUCCUGGGUGCCUGGAAGAUGGACUGGCAGAGGCUGCUUUGUUGCAUUUUGUUUGUGCUUUGAUGCCAGGAAUGCCACCUAGUAUAUGUCCUUAGAAGGGGCACACGUUGGAGGGGGGCGCCAGGAUUUCCUUGUCCUCCAGCUGUUCUGUCCCCUUCUCCUUCUUCCCUUUCUCUAGACCUGAAUCUCCCCCAAGCUGUAAUAAAUCUUUGUAAAUAAC
Molecule: messenger RNA, 1419 nt
Organism: Ictidomys tridecemlineatus (thirteen-lined ground squirrel)
Lineage: Eukaryota; Metazoa; Chordata; Mammalia; Rodentia; Sciuridae
Gene: Ppp1r1b
Product: protein phosphatase 1 regulatory inhibitor subunit 1B
Biological process (GO): intracellular signal transduction
Cellular component (GO): cytoplasm
Molecular function (GO): protein phosphatase inhibitor activity
Source: RefSeq, a predicted model, not a curated record